Molecule: messenger RNA, 2540 nt
Organism: Hymenoscyphus albidus
Lineage: Eukaryota; Fungi; Ascomycota; Leotiomycetes; Helotiales; Helotiaceae
Source: the annotation of a GenBank genome assembly
CCUUCCUUCCCCCCCUCCCACGGACCAUUACCCUGAACUUCACAUCACGUCUUACCCCGGACUCCUCCGCAUUCAAUUUCAAUGUUACGAAGUAUUGCAUGAUUAGUGAAUCUGACUUCCUUCUAUCCCCAAACCGGUCCAACUUUAAACACUGCAUCGCAUCGCCAACUUCACCCUCACCGCAACAUUCCAUGAAUCAUUUCAUCAAAUCUCCUAUGGCCACACCAUCCACCCACAGUCCUUCCUUUUCUAGACCCUGUCUGCAACCUGCCCCUCUGCAAUUUGGCCGUGCUUCCAUGAUCGUUCUUUACACUUUAGCCAAAAAGGUGUGAUUUUUUCCUUCCCUCCCCUUGCAUCGAAUUCCGGCGGUAUUGCCCUUUUGGGAUCGUGGAAGUGCCUCGGCAACCCUCUUGUUUGCCAGUCCAUCUGUCCCAGUAAAGGCCUUUUCGGUGUCCAAUUGACCCCCAGGGAUGAUACUUACUUCUCCGUAUGUACAUGUCAAUUGCCUUUGUUGCAACACUAUUGCGUCGUGUUGGCAGCGCAAACGGGAUUAUUGAAACUGUCAUUAUUCUGUAGAUCAUUCUGUGCUAAUUGGCAGCCCCAGGAUCCAUCUCCCGCCUUGUUUUUGCCAUGGCAAUAGAGACCACCACCAACCAAGGUCGCCCUUUACGAUUAAGAAAUAACGUACCGCUGAGUCUUCGCCCGGUACUACGAGCGUACUUUUUGGGUUAUCUAUCUAGUACAGCCCCAAGAGUACUUACCCUUUUGUUGACCUAUCUGGGUCGUCGGAACAAAGAUGUGGAGGGAAAAGAUAGCAAGUUCUUGUCAUCCUUAUUAGGCAUCUUGAGAGGUGGCUUGGAGUUGCAACGCUUCCCUACUUUUUGCGCCGCUCUCGUUGGAGGUUCCACCUUUCUCCAGGCACGUGAUAGUAGUAAGAAGGAAACUUUCUUCAUUUGGCUAACAUUCUCCAGAUUCCUAUACAAGGAUUGAUUGCCAUUUUCGCAUCAUCGAGAUCUCCGUUGGUGAGACUGAGGUAAAAGCUUCUUUCGAUUUUCCCCAGAACCGGGUUCCGGCUCAUCUGUUAUAUGAACCCCUUGCAAUAUUAACUAAAUCAAUCGAGAAAGACGUCCUGCAUAUCGAGAUACUGACUUAUCACAGAUUGACACGAUGGAUUUCGACUUUCAUAGCUGCUUGGUUCAGUCUCAGUCUUCUCCAAACAAAAAAGAGUGAUGCGUUCAUUGAUUAUGUUCCCGAAGAAACUUCAACUGGGAUCAUCCACAGACCUGCUCAGUUUGCAGGUCGAACCAUGGAUUUGACCUUGUUUGCAGUUACCAGAGCUAUUGAUGUAAUAGUGGGAGAAUUAUGGGCUCAACGAAAAAGAAAACAAAAAGCUUCUGGCAAACGACUCAAGGUAUGUAUCAAUUUUUAGAUAUUGUCUCUGGGGUGUUUGAUUUGUUAAUCAAGAUUUUGGCAACGAUCGAAUUUGUUGUUGUAAAUACUUCAGUUGAUCUUCUGGAUUGUCUCCAAUAACUUUUUGAAUUAUUGGCUCUAUUCCAGAAAGAUGGAACAUAGUCUUGUACUACCACUUUCAUCCUUCAUCACAAACCAAUCCACUUCAAUACCAUAGAAUGAUACUAACUCUCCCAGUUUGAAAACUUGAUAUCCUCCCUAGCAGACCCCUCUGUCUUUGCAGCAUCCUGCGCUCUGAUAAUGUGGGCAUUCAUCUACACCCCCUCCCGCCUCCCAAGAUCCUACAACAAAUGGAUCAAAACCGCCGCUCAAGUCGACCAACGCCUUCUACUAGCCCUCCGACGCACCCGCUGGGGUGAAAUCCAAUACGGCGUAGAAACCGGACAAGCCCACCUCCUCUCCUCCAUGGCAACAGAUUACAACCUCCCAGCCUCAUAUGGCGACCCCGUCCUCUCCAUCCCUUACCCAUGUGAGUUAGUUCACAUGGGAACCGGAAAAUCAUGCGAAUACCACGCCCUCUCACGGUGGUUGAGAAGUUUCACCUGGGCAUUCUCCACCUACCUCCCCCUCAACCUCCUCCUCGCCCUGAGAAAACGGAACAAAACAGCUUUCCUAAAAGCCCUCUUCUCUUCCCUCCGCUCCUCCGCUUUCCUGGGAACUUUCAUCGCAACAUACUACUACGGCAUCUGUCUCGCCCGCACCCGUCUCGGACCCCGUCUCCUGGGCACCACCACAUCGGCCUACCAACGUCUCGACCAAGGUCUCUGUGUUGCCUCCGGCUGCAUACUCUGUGGAUGGAGUGUCCUCCUUGAACCCUCUGGACGACGCAAGGAGUUGAGUCUUUUUGUGGUACCGAGGGCCUUGGCGACGCUUUUUCCGAGACGGUAUAAGUGGGAGAAUCGCGAUAGGGAAAGGGCGGCUUUUGCGUGUAGUGUUGCGGUGGUGUUUUGUGCGGUUGCAGAGAGGCCUGAGAGGGUUAGAGGGGUUUUUGGGAGGGUUUUGGGGAGUGUUUUGAGGGGGUAAAUCGUUUUUUCCCCGGUUGUUUUUGGUGGAGGGAUGGGGAGAGGGGG